AUGAAUACAGAACAACCACCAUCGACUAUGGCUACCAACUUUGACUGGGAAUGUGGUGGAUGGCUUUCGGGAGCAUCGUUGCUAUACCCACCUCCUCUUACGCCACCACCCCAGCAUCAUCAACAUCAUACAUCCUUCCCAACAUCAUGCUUUCUUUCACCAGAAACGACAACAGCUGGUGUUGUAGCUGAGAAUUGUCCACCAACACCACCACAGCAGCCAACAACAUUGUUUCAAGGAUUAUGCCCCCCUGUUGCUAUGAACAAUAAUACCACAGCUGCUAAUGUUGCAGUAACAUCACCCAUGUCUGUACACCCUACAAUGGCGGUUCCUUCGCCACAAUCCAGAGAAGCCUCUCCCAAAAGCAGCUCCACCACAUCAUCAAUGACAGGAUCCAACCCUACCCCUACCGCAGGCCGAAAGCGUCGUUCAAUGCAUGAAGAGGAUGAUCAAGAUGAUGAUGAACAACGUAAAAAGUUGCUUGAACGCAACAGAUUGGCAGCAUCAAAGUGCCGUCAAAAGAAAAAGCAAUGGGUUCAAGAUCUCGAGAACAAGUCUGAGCAAGUGACCAAGAAGAAUCAAGAAUUGCACAGCAUGUUGGCUACUUUACGUGAAGAAUGUUUGCAACUGCGCAACGAGCUUUUGGCACACGGCAAUUGUGGUUGCUCCCUGGUGCAAACCUAUUUACGUCGAUCAUCAGCCGAGUUGACGUGCAUGAAUAAUAACAACAACAAAAACAGCCGACACGAGCCCGCUACUGCUGCUGCAACUACUGUCGCCGAUAUGGUUCGGCAGCAACAUCCUCCAGUGCCAUCCACAACCACAGCGUAA
Lichtheimia ornata is the source of this 831-nucleotide messenger RNA. RefSeq lists its product as uncharacterized. Gene Ontology annotation, molecular function: RNA polymerase II cis-regulatory region sequence-specific DNA binding; DNA-binding transcription factor activity, RNA polymerase II-specific. Lineage: Eukaryota; Fungi; Mucoromycota; Mucoromycetes; Mucorales; Lichtheimiaceae. Gene Ontology annotation, biological process: regulation of transcription by RNA polymerase II. The record is from RefSeq and is a predicted model, not a curated record. The transcript is spliced from 3 exons. Bases 1 to 831 code for a protein of 276 amino acids.